AUGGUCAAUGAUUUACAAUGCGGUUCGGGGAGGUCUAGCAAUUGGAAAUUCGUUGAUGAUGUUACUAUCUCUGAGGGUUUAUUAAGGAAUGGGGAACCGUCUGUAAUCCAGUCUGAUUUAACUUCUAUAGCUACAUGGGCAUCUAAUAACCUGAUGAAAUUGAACGCAAAGAAAUGCAAAGAGAUGCAAAUUUGUUUCUUUCGGAACAAACCUGAACUACCACACUUGUGUGUUGAAGACCAGAUCUUAGAAUGUGUACCGUCGCACAAGGUUCUUGGAUUGAUUAUCCAGGAUGACCUUAAGUGGAACGAACAUAUUUCGAUGAUUGUUACCAAAGCAUCCAAGCGACUGCAUAUCCUACGUGUCCUACGACGGGGAGGGAUUCCACCGCACGACCUUAUCACAAUUUAUUAUGCAUUGAUUAGAUCUACAUUAGAAUAUCGUUGUACAGUAUGGCAUUGUGGUCUACCUAUGUAUCUGUCUGAACAAGUCGAGAAAAUUCAAAAACGUGCACUGAGGAUUAUACUGCCAGGUCGAUCCUACGGUGAAGCGCAAGAAAUGUUGCAGUGUCCUAGGCUGGAUAUACGUCGAGGUGAACUUUGCGAAAAGACGAUAAAAAAUAUUGCAUUGGGCAGUCGUCUUUCUUCCCAUCUAACUCUCACCAGUGAAAACGAACAUUUGUAUAAUUUAAGGAAUUUUAAACAAUUCGCUUCUUUUAAAUAUAGAACUGAUAGAUUUGGUAAUAGUUUUUUCCCUAGCAUGAUUAGUGUUUUAAACAAAUAA
Molecule: messenger RNA, 783 nt
Organism: Paramuricea clavata
Lineage: Eukaryota; Metazoa; Cnidaria; Anthozoa; Malacalcyonacea; Plexauridae
Source: the annotation of a GenBank genome assembly